Molecule: messenger RNA, 2182 nt
Organism: Labeo rohita (rohu)
Lineage: Eukaryota; Metazoa; Chordata; Actinopteri; Cypriniformes; Cyprinidae
Gene: rfk
Product: riboflavin kinase
Exons: 4
Coding region: 331-807 (158 amino acids)
Biological process (GO): riboflavin biosynthetic process; FMN biosynthetic process
Cellular component (GO): mitochondrion
Molecular function (GO): riboflavin kinase activity
Source: RefSeq, a predicted model, not a curated record
AUGCGUCAGCGAAGGUCGUUAUGGGGGAGAAACUGCUGUAUGAUGAUGAUGAGUGUGAGAUUCACAGUUGACCAACCGGUUACAUUACGGUAGUAAUCAACAUACCGGCCGGUUGUAUUACAGAGGAUAUCACUUAUUCAUUUCAUCUCAAGAUUCAGACCAGCUGGGAUCGAAACAUAAAGGCAGUUAUAAAACUGGUAUUUCCUGGGUAAACCGGGCACAUUAGAUAAGAAAGAAGAGUCUAGAAUCAGUAGGGUCACUGUCCGCACCAGCACUGGUCCCCAAACGGACCGGACCUCUGGAUCACUGGAUCACUGUAAACGCGUCGACAUGAGGAGUCUGCCGUAUUUCUGUCGGGGACAGGUUGUCCGCGGAUUCGGACGGGGAAGCAAAGACUUGGGCAUCCCAACAGCAAACUUUCCAGAGUCGGUUGUGGACAAUCUCCCGGCUGACAUCAGCACAGGAAUCUACUACGGAUGGGCACGCGUAGAUAACGGAGACAUUCACAAGAUGGUGAUGAGCAUCGGCUGGAACCCUUACUACAAAAACACAAAGAAGUCCAUGGAAACACAUGUGAUCCACAAGUUUAAGGAAGAUUUCUACGGUAAAAUAUUGAGUGUGGCCAUGGUUGGCUACAUUCGCCCUGAGAGAGGAUUCAAAUCACUUGAUGAGUUGAUAGCAGCGAUUCAUAGUGACAUUGAAGAGGCAAAGACAAAGCUGGACCUGCCAGAGCACUUGAAACUGAAAGAACAUCAUUUCUUCAAGACGUCAACAGCCAAUCAGAUCUUGAACGGUCAUCGUCUGUAACAUUCACUUUCACCUCUAUUUAAAGCCUGUUUAUUACAUAUGCAGUUUGUUGUUGUUUUUUUAUGUUAAAAAGAUUUCUGUCCCCACGUGGUGCUUCGGUCAAGUGCAGGCACUACAUGUAUUUAUGUAUCAUCUCGUAGCCCUUGUGUUUCUGUAUUUAUCGCAAAAAGGAGGAUUCAGGUUACUCACUGGUGAAUGGUCACAGGGUAAACAUUACCACAGAUGAUACUAUGUGAAAGUCAGGGAGUGUCAAAAUCUCUUCUUUCUGAUGAAUUUCCUAUUUAAAUGGAUAGUUCUUCAUCUACCUUCAUGUUAAUGUAAUAUUUAAGGACGACUCUCGUUACAUAAAACACUUUAACCAUAGUCAGAAUUAGCGUUCCUCCUCUUUGAGAUAAAACAAAUGCUUUUUAUGGUUCUCGGAGAACCGUGCACAGAGGUGGAAGUCCAAGGUUGAGAUAAAAAGAGUAAAAUCCCAGGUUGUUUAUAAUAUGAGUGUAAAACUGGGCAGAAGGAGAAAAAAACAGUGACUGAAGACAAAAUGAAUUAAUCUAAAUGGUAUUUUAGAUAUUUAAGUGUGUACAGACGCUCUGUAUAGCAAACACUUGCUACUGUGUACAUAUGCAUCGCUAAACCUUAACCUAAAUACUAUUUUUCCCCUUUCUUUUACUGUGGUUAUACAUUUAGAAGAGUUUUACAUUUGUAAAGGCACUCAAGAGUCAUGUAGGUUUACAAAUGUCCUUCUGACUUACUUGUUUCUCCAUGUUGUGUUCCUGUUGAACUGAUGCUUGAAAACACGGGCUGUGUAGCGUCAGACUGCAGCAGUCCUCUGUACGGGCACGGUCACGGUCUAAGUGGAAUUUCACGGGCAAAAAUAAAACAUGUUGAUUCGUUAUCGGUAGCGAUGUAUGAAGCUAACACAGAAAUCGGUUUUAAACCAAAUUUUAGCCACAUUCUGUUGGUCAAAGCGGCGAAUUCUGUGUGUGGGAAAACGUUCGCUCUCACGCGAAUUUCCUGAUCACGUGAAAUUCGAUUUUGCCCGCGAAAGUUCGCUGAAGAACGGUAAACGUGACCGCACCUUAAUGUAGGAAUAGAAAUGCGAUACUCUUUAAAACCUGUUAAUGCUGUUAUGUUCACAAUCUGUAAAUGUUCAGACACUCACUCAUGUGGGCCUUUAUUUGUUGAACCGCUACUUCUGUAUGUUUGGUACUGUGUGCUUACGUUUUCUGUUUAGUUCUAUUCCGCCAUUUUUUCUUUCUUUUUGUAGGUCAGGGCAGUGCCUUAAAUAUGUGAAAUGAAGCAUAUUAAUAUACAGUGCACAACCAAGCAUUCCUUAAAUGUUGACACCUGCUUGUAAGCAUUAAACAAAAAUGCCUUA